Messenger RNA from Vicia villosa (hairy vetch), 1209 nucleotides. RefSeq names its product classical arabinogalactan protein 25-like. The record is from RefSeq and is a predicted model, not a curated record. The transcript has a single exon. Lineage: Eukaryota; Viridiplantae; Streptophyta; Magnoliopsida; Fabales; Fabaceae. The coding region runs from base 59 to 475 and encodes 138 amino acids.
AAUAUAAAGGGUUAUUGCCAUCAUUUUUUUUUCCCACUAAAAGCCUUCACCCUUAGAAAUGGCAUCAUUCAGUUUUUAUCUAGUAUUAAUGAUCAUCAUGGUUUUCAUGCCUUCACCUCUCCUUUCAUCCUAUUCACAAUCACAACCUCUUCCUGAACUUCCCACACUUCCCACACUCUCCUCAGAUCCUUCUCCAUCUUCACUCUUACCUUCCCAAGCUUUGUCACCUGACAUUGUUCCACUUUUGCCUUCUUCUGGUGGUGCUUUACCAACUCCUACAGGCUCUGACAUUCCCACCAUUCCUUCCAAUCCAAGUCCUCCAAACCCAGAUGACAUCAUUGCUCCAGGACCCUUUUCUGCAUUUGCACCAUAUGGAUCAAUACAGGCUGCUUCCAAUGCUCAUAGAAGUGUAGUCUUUGACAGAGCCAUUACUGUUUUUACAUGUUUAGCAGCAGCAUACCUUUCUUUGCAGUAAAUGAUUUGUGAUGUGCCAUAUUCCACUUUCUUGUUUGUUAAUUUUUCAUUCUUAGUACCUUGUAGUAUAUGAUGAUUACUAUAAUGAAACUCAGUUUCUUUCUCAAAUGCAAUUUUUGUUAUGAUUUAUGAUUUCUACUGUUGAUUUCUCAUUUGUAAUUAUUGAGGUUAGUUUUCUUUUGUUUUUCCUUUAUGUUAAAGUGUUCAUCUUUUCUUUCUAAUGAGAGGCCCAUAAUUGAACUUUUUAAAGUGCCUUUUUGCAAUUCCAGCAUCACUAUGCUCAUUAAAAGCUGAAAGCCACAUUGAGUGCAUGUUUAGAUUUCAACAAAAUUACGACUUAACGGUAUCACUGUCAUUAUGUCAAACUCGCCGAAAUUCUAAAGAUGCAUUCAGAUUGAAAUGAAAGAGUUGCUACCAGCUCUGUCAGAUUUGUAUGCCAUGAACUGAGUUGAGGUGGGGUGCCAAUGUCACAUGGUUGAAGCAAAAGCAAGUACUCAUUUUUUUCAUGUUAAGACUGAAGUGCACGUGAUAGACACCUAUUCAUCAGGAAUAAUUUCCGAUUAUCGACCACAUGAUGCCCAAUCAAGUGAGAAAUUUCAAUAGUAAUAUUAGUACUAAUGUUUAGGUAAUCAUGUUUUGUCUUGUUUUGCUGUCUGUUUGUCUCAUUCUUUGUAUAUCAUAAUCACAUUAUUGGCAUCAACAGUAUUUGCAUAAGAAAAUGAACUUAGUUUAGGC